AUGACGAUCUGUACUUAUAACGCACGUACGCUUGCAUCGGAAGCGGCCGUCGAAGAUCUGAUGAUGCAAGCCAAGAAGAUCAAGUACAUCAGUAAUAGAAAAAAGUCUCUUGAUUCGGAAAAAAAACUGCACGAUGUCAUCGGACUGACCGAGACGAGACGACGUCACCCUCUCAACGCCGUAUAUGAAACUGAAGAAGAACUGUUCUUAGGAACAUGCGACAGUAGGGGUGUUGGUGGAGUUGGCGUCCUCGUCAACACGAGUAUGACAAAGAACAUCGACGCUUUUGAACAACUUACGACCCGAAUCGGACGUCUGCGGAUGAGAAGAUGUGGCCCAAUACCAGCUUUGACUAUCUUCGUCGCUUACGCUCCAACAUCAAGCUACGAAGAAGAAGAAGUCGAAGCUUUCUAUAUGGACCUGGAGAAGUUCUACCGAGAAGAUCAUGCCUUGUACAAGGUCAUAAUUGGCGAUUUCAACGCUAAGCCGGCUUUUGGGAAGGACAUCGACGAGGAAUAUGACCGGCUUGUUGAACACCUUCACGACUGCGCGAAGAAGGCUGAGAGUUUUAAAACCACCAAGAGGCGCCUGUCUCUUCAAACUCUUGAGCUGAUACGCCAGCGUGGAGCAGCACGAGCCGCAGGGAACCAAGAACUCACGUCCGAGCUCGCAAGACUUUGCAGAUAG
Messenger RNA from Necator americanus (New World hookworm), 687 nucleotides. RefSeq lists its product as uncharacterized. Gene Ontology annotation, molecular function: catalytic activity. The transcript is spliced from 3 exons. Lineage: Eukaryota; Metazoa; Nematoda; Chromadorea; Rhabditida; Ancylostomatidae. The record is from RefSeq and is a predicted model, not a curated record. The coding region runs from base 1 to 687 and encodes 228 amino acids.